Adelges cooleyi (spruce gall adelgid) is the source of this 6972-nucleotide messenger RNA. It is a transcript of the gene fra, whose product is annotated as neogenin. Gene Ontology annotation, biological process: cell-cell adhesion. Bases 572 to 4873 code for a protein of 1433 amino acids. Gene Ontology annotation, molecular function: protein binding. The record is from RefSeq and is a predicted model, not a curated record. The transcript is spliced from 28 exons. NCBI's taxonomy places the organism in Eukaryota, Metazoa, Arthropoda, Insecta, Hemiptera, Adelgidae. Gene Ontology annotation, cellular component: membrane.
UUUUUUCCACUUCCCACACCACGGCAGUCCGUCUACACACUGUUAUACACCGUCUUGUGAAUCUUGAUAUUACAUUAUAAUAAUAACACGAAAUUCCGAUUUACAUAAUAUUAUUAUCAUUAUCGUUAAUUACUACUGUAGAUAAUAAUAAUAUAGCGUUCGAUUGUAACAGUACGCGUUCAUUCAUAACGAUAGUGUAAUUAUGCGCGUUUUAAUAUAUUAUUAAAUAAAUCACAUAAUAUCAAUAUUGUAAUCUCUAAAAUAACACCAAUAAUCUGUCCACCGCGGACGGUUGUUAUUUAUACAAUACCGAACACAAAGAGUCGCGUGUGAAUACGCUUGACCGAGUAAUUAUUAUUGCAGCCGUCUUAAUCUUUUUCCAAGAUAAAAAUUCCAUUCUCGCUAGUGUUUUAGUAUUAUUGUAAUAGUCGUGGUCGCGGUCGUUGUACGUUUUUCUUUGUCAUCGUUCGUGCGGCUACGGCAACUUUUCAAGAAACGAUGGCCAAAAGAUUGUGCUUCGACAGACGGUCAUAGUGGUACCGUGUAGUUGUCUCGUUACGGUUACGACACAAUGUUCUCCGCCGACAGGAAGCAAGUCAAAUGGAAAUUUCUACUGUGUGUUUGGCUGAUCGUCUUGUGCGGCACCGUACGAGGUAGUGUCAAAUUCAUUAUAGAACCCAAAGAUAUUGUGACAACUGCCGGUGAAACUGUUCGGUUAGACUGUGAAGCAAAAUUUGAUAGUGUAGCAACUUUGCCAAAAAUAAGAUGGAGGAUUCCCAAUCUACCAAACUUGGACUUCAUUGGAGACACAAAAAGAACUUUGCUGAACAAUGGGUCAUUACUUAUAAAAAACGUAUUCAACGAUGAAACAAAUACGUCUGACGGUCUAGAAGCAUAUCAAUGUGUUGCAUUCGUCGAUAAUAUUGGUUCGGCCGUGAGUCGUAUUGCAACUAUUACACUUGCACGUUUAUCACCGUUUGAAAAACAGCCAACAAAUUUGAGACUUUUUCCGGGACAAACUGCUCACUUUUCGUGUGUGAUCAACUCUCAACCGCCGCCGAAAAUAGUUUGGCUUAAAGAUCAUUCAGCGUUAAUAAUAGAUGCUUCUCGUAUGACAAUUUUUCCAUCGGGAGCAUUAGAAAUUGUUGAUGUACUCAAAGGCGAUGCAGGUGCAUAUCGCUGUAACGUUACUGGAUUGGAUAGGCACAGGCUGAGUGAUCCCGGUGUUUUGACAAUCGACGAGAAUGAAGAACUUAUCAAGAGGCCUAAGGCUCCAGAAUUUAUCGCCAAACCACAUUCGACCAUUGCUUUAGAAGGGUCGGUAGCUACGUUGGAUUGUGCAGCUAUAGGAAAUCCUCGACCCCAAAUUUCGUGGUUGAAAGAUGGUGCUUUGAUCGAUGUGGCGUUUUUAGAUAGUCGUUUUAGCAUUAUCGGCACAGGAGGUCUUCAAAUUACACAAGUCAACAAGAAAGACGACGGAAACUAUGUUUGUCGAGCAGAAAAUGCUGAAGAUUCUGCCGACGCUCUUGCUACACUCGAAGUUCAAGUCAAACCACAGUUUAUUAAGAAACCCAAAGACACCAUGGUAGUCGAAAAAGAAGAUAUAAUAUUAGAUUGCGAAGUCGAAGGAAAACCGACUCCACGAAUUACAUGGUUGAAAAAUGGUGAUCGAAUUAAACCAGACGAGUAUCUACAAUUUGUUAAAGGUACAAAUUUAAAAAUAUUGGGUUUGAUGACAAUGGAUUCCGGAAUGUUCCAAUGUUUGGCGUCGAAUCCAGCUGGCAAUAUUCAAUCAUCGGCGUUUUUAAAUGUUUUUCAUGCAGGCUCUUUACCUAGUGCAAAUUCAUCUGUUAAUUUUAAUAAUGACACCGUCGACUCGUUAUCUGUAGCCGAAAAAUCCAAAGAUUCCAAGUUCAAUUUACCGUCUGCCCCAAGGUCUUUGCAAGCUUUAGUAGUAUCCUCUCGGCUAGUCACACUGUCGUGGAUUAAUCCUCUAAAAUCAAACAGUGACGAUAUACUUACCUAUACGGUUUUCUAUCAGCAAGAAGGAUCGGACAGAGAGCGUAUGACUAACACUACUCAAACAAAUAUCACAAUAACGGAUUUGCUCCCUGAGAAGCAGUACUUGUUCAAAAUAAUGGCAGUAAAUGAGUUUGGUAUCGGCGAAAGUUCUAUAACUCUGAAAGUGUUGACCAAGGCAGAAGUUAAUUUACCCGGACCUCCAUUAAACGUGACGGCUAUGCCCAUUUCCUCGUCUUCGAUUUUCGUCGCUUGGAACAAACCUGACCAAGGAAACGAAUCCAUUAAUGAGUAUAAAUUGUUCUAUGUCGAUACUUACACUAAUGAAGAAAAGUACAAAAUAACCAAACAUACCGAGCACGGGAUCACCGGCUUAAAUACUUUUACAAAGUAUAAAGUUUGGGUUGUAGCGUACAAUCAAAAUGGUCCAGGAGCCAACUCUCAAGAAGUAUCGGUGUUGACGACUCCGACAGCGCCAACUAAACCUCCUCAAGAAGUUUCCGUGGAACAAGUUUCUCCUACGGAGAUAUCCGUUAGAUGGGAACCACCACCGAAAUUCAGUCAAAACGGGGUAAUAACUGGCUAUAAAAUACGGUAUAGGAAAAGAGAUAAAAAGGCGUACGGCGAUACUAUAACGACAGCUGGAGAUAUUACUAGUUAUCAAAUUUCUGGUUUAGAAAAAAGCUCUGUGUAUCAAGUCCGGCUUUGGACUCUGAACACUGUAGGAAUAAGUCCACCCACAGAAUGGUUAACAGUCGAAAUGUACGAAAAUACUCUCAAAGAGAACACUGUUCCCGAUCCACCGACCAAUUUCAAAGUUCGAGCGUUUUCCAACUCGUUGCUGGCUACUUGGUCACCUCCCAAAGACAAGGCAAUAAUGGUCAGAGAAUACACUUUGGGGUGGGGUAAAGGUAUCCCGGACGUGUACACAGAGAAGUUGAGUCCGAAAUCACGGCAGUAUGAAAUCACUAAUCUAGAACCCGAUGCAGAGUAUGUUGUGAGCAUUGCCGCAUGCAACGACAUGGGUGUUAGUCCGUUGGCUUAUCAAGUCGCCACCACAAGAGACAGUAACAUGAACACGUUGGAAACGAACAAACCAUUGAUUCCGCCAAUAGGAUUAAAAACUAACAUUAUCUCUUCGAACGCUAUCGAAGUGUCGUGGACUGACAAUACUCUACUAGAUUUAGAUAUAAAUGAAGAUGAAAAACGUUUAUAUGUUGUACGUUAUAACGUUUACGCCCCAAGCAACGUACGGUAUAAAACGGUCAACACAACUGAACUGUCUUGUAUCAUUAACGAUUUGAAACCGAACACACAGUACGAGUUUACAGUGAAAUUAAUUAAGGGUGAAUUGGAGAGUGAGUGGAGCAUGCUGGUAUCGAACUACACUAAAGAAGCCAAACCAGCAUCGCCUCCUAGAGACUUGACCGCUAUUAAAAUCGAUGAUAAACCUCAGUCGAUAACCUUAAAUUGGCAACCUCCGAAAUUCUCCAACGGACAAAUCAUUGCUUAUCUUUUACUGUAUUCCACUGAUGAAAGUAGCCCAGAUCACGAUUGGGUGUCUGAAACCGUCGAAGGAGAACUCAUGUCAUUCACCGUGAAUGGACUGACUCCUAGUACCAAUUAUUUUUUCAAAAUACAAGCUAAAAACUCUGUUGGAUACGGUCCAUUCAGUACAACUAUUAAUAUUAAAACAUUGUCUGCAUCUGGACCACUGAACAGUGAUGGAACAUCGCUAAAAGAUGGCAAAAGUGGAAUCAACAAUACUACUAUAUUGUAUAUCUUAAUAACUUGCUGUUUGUUGCUGAUAUCGUGUAUUGGCGUUGGAAUCGCUCUGUUGUGUUGUAAGCAAAACAAACCGCUUAGCAAUAGAAGUAAAAAGGGGUAUAUAAAAGGUUCAACGGGUAAAACUGUAAAAGCGGCUCAAUCGCCGAGCAUCAAGCCACCAGAUCUGUGGAUACACCACGAUCAGAUGGAACUGAAAUCGAUCGAAAAGUCUUCUCAAGGAUCGUUAGAUACAAGUUCAAAUUGCGGUCAAGGAAGCACCAACACUUAUGACGGAUCGGACACCCGUGUCACGAUACAUCACGUGCCGCAUUCGACCAAUUCAUUGGACAAGAGUAACUACGUAUCUUCUUACGUGGGCAAUUCGAUAAUGCAACCUUUAUUAUCAGAAGAAAGAGUGUCCACGCUAAAGCGUUCUAAACCCAAACCCGUUGUUUUGCCCGUUGAUGCUUUUGAUUCUGUUUAUAAAGACACUAUGACCACCUUACCUAGUCAAGAAACUCGCUCGCCAUUUCCUAGAUCUCAGUAUGCCACUACCAGAGCACACGUUACCGUAGACUUGACUGCAGGUGCUCCUGAAAAUAAUUAUAUUGUCCAAGCUACAACUGUUCCGGAAAAAUAUGAAUCCAUUCCUUUGACAUCUACAUCCAGUCUACAGCAGCACACAGGAUCGUUGAACACUAGCGAAAAAAGACAACAAGGCCAUCCUUUGAAAAGCUUCAGCGUACCUGCCCCGCCGCCCCAGUCAGCGCCGUCGACACCGCAGCAAAAACACAUUGUUACAGUAAGACCUCAAGGGUCGUCUAGUCCGUACAAAAAGCCAAUGACCUAUUCGACGGUGAACAACUCUCCGACCAAUACGUCGGCACUAGCCAGUGCUCCGAAAGUAUGGAAACCGCCAACUGCCAACGGUCAGUCCAAUCAGCGGAGUGACCUGGGUCCUGAAGUAGAAUCCCUUAGCAAAAUACAGACGUCGUACAGCACCGAAGAACUAAAUCAAGAAAUGGCCAAUCUGGAAGGAUUGAUGAAAGACUUGAACGCGAUCACCGCGUCCGAAUUUCAGUGUUAACGGAAUUCCACUUCGACUUAUUACGACCACAUUGUUAUGGUCGGAAAUCAAUUUUUUACAUUUUUUUUUUUGCAUUUAAACAUAAUACUUUUUGUAUUAUAAUAAUUUUGUACAGUAUUCGAUAGUGACUAUUGCAAAGACUGAUCUCUGAUGAAAAGAGUGAACUUUUGUAGGCCGCCAGCUCUGGUAUUUGAAAAUAUUAAUUUUUUUUAUAUAUUCCAUUAUAAUAUAUUUUUUUUUUUUAUAUUUGAUUUAAGCUUAAUCAUUAAAUUACGAGAAAAAUAUUCUUACGACAACAGUCCUUUUCUCAAGUACUGCGAGUUUGAGUCGAGUUAGUUAAGAUACGAUAUUUAUGACUUAUGGGUUUUGUUUCGCUAUUACUUUAAAUUAAUUUAGAAUGUUCCUUAAAUAUUGAGAUUUGACAUGUUAAAUGUAGACUUAUAUUUUUCUUUUUUUUUUUUAGUAUUAAUACUAUUUUUACUCUACGAGUUUUCUUAUAUUCCAUUCGCGUUAUGCAUUAUUAUAUUUCUAAAAUUACUUCACCGUCAAACGUGUAUUAUACAUUUUAGUGUUCUCCGAAAUAUAUUCAGUGCAAAAAGUGAUUUUGUGAUAAGUCAAAUUAAAAAAAAAAAAUUAAAAUCGUACAACUAAUCAAAGACUUUAUUAUGUAUUAAUCGUGUUAAGCCUUCGUUCCGUCUUUAUUGUUUAGUUAAGAUUUGUAUGUUAGUCGUAUGCGACAACUACACUUUUAUGUUUUUUAUUAACAAACUCGUUCAGAAAGUACAAAAAGACAAAAGUAUAAAAAUGAAAUUUGCCGCCUUUAAGAUAAUAAUAAUUAUUAUUUUAGUAUUAUAUAUAAUAUAUAUACUUAUGUAUAUAAAACUUUAAAAACAACAGACUUGUUUCUCGGUUAUUCGUAUGAGAAUUACAUUUUUGUAAGCGUAAAUUAUGAUAUUUUCUAUUUCUCGUCUGACACUUUUUUUAAUCGUUUGCACUACCGAAAGGAAAAGAUAUUUUAUCAUGUUUUGUUAAAAUUACUUAUUUUGUUUUUAUUUUUUUUAAAUCUGACUAUAAAAAUCAAAAAGUGUUAACUAGUCAACCAAUAGUAGAAGUGUAUUUGAUUUUCCUUUGUUCGAUUUAAGAAUAUUGUACAAGAUUUUUUUUUUUUUUUAAUUUUUAAAUCUCAUUCUUUUUCUUAUUUUUUUUUAAAUAACGGCUUAUAGUAUUCAAUCAAAGUGUAUGUAUAUGUAUUCCUUUAGUUUUUAGAUAUUACUGUACUGCCCUUUUUAUGUGUAACCAUUGCAAUAACGAAGUAAAUUAACAUCACUGACAUUUAGAUAUUAUGUAUUUAAUUAUAUUGUGUUUUAAAACGGUUAAGUAAAGAUUUGCUUCAUUAAUUGUUGUUGUUAAAAUGGUGGCACGACAAUAUUGUAAAGUAUUUUUUUGUAAAAAUUUGUAUUAUGUAAUCUAUAGUAUAGUUAAUUUGUUGUAAAAUAAUAACGACAGGAUCAAAACAAGUAAAACGACAGUACAUUAACAUUACGCAUAAGAUUUAUAUAUAUUUUUAUAAUUUACUCAUUACUUUAUUUUGUAUUUUUAUAUUUUUUAAUAAUAUUGCUUACGACUGAGACAUUAUAAUACUUUUACAUUGUUACCCAGAACAUUGCGGCUUACUCAUAUUAUAAUAUUGUGAACUCAUCUUUUUUUUACAAAACUAAUAUAUAAAAAUCUGUUAUGAUCUAGGCAUUAACCCUCCCCUCCUCCCCCGACCUCAAGUAAAUUAUUAUUGAUAAAACUGUUUAUUAUUUUUCAUUUUUUUUACUUUAAUUGCCUAUAGAUUUCAAUCACCCAAACAAACUAUGAACCGUAUAACGUUUAAUUAGUAGUUUCUCCAUUGCCAUUUGUAAUUUUGCUAACCACUAUUCUAACUUAUUAAACUAACUUACUUAUUCCAUAAUAUUAUAUUAGGUAUUAUUAUUAUAUCAUGACAUUUAUCGAUUUACUUACAUUCCGCCUUUACACCAAGUUAGUAUUAUAACAAUUACAAUUUUUUAAUCUUAAGUCUUAGUAUUAAUAGUACGUUAACUAAACUAAUCCUA